This is a messenger RNA of Phycodurus eques (leafy seadragon), 1348 nucleotides long. RefSeq names its product T-cell surface glycoprotein CD3 zeta chain-like. Gene Ontology annotation, cellular component: membrane. The coding region runs from base 1 to 582 and encodes 193 amino acids. NCBI's taxonomy places the organism in Eukaryota, Metazoa, Chordata, Actinopteri, Syngnathiformes, Syngnathidae. The record is from RefSeq and is a predicted model, not a curated record. The transcript has 9 exons. Gene Ontology annotation, molecular function: transmembrane signaling receptor activity. Gene Ontology annotation, biological process: cell surface receptor signaling pathway.
AUGCUCUCUCAACAGAUUGAGGAAGACCAGACAUCCGUUGACGUGGGCGUGCCAUGCCACCCCCCACAGCAACUCCUUGCCACUUCCUGUCCUACUUCACUGCCAAACAAGAAAAGUUGCUUGAGAGCCUCUAAGGAGUUGGGGAUGGGGCUCUGGUGGACAUCAGGUCUGCUGGUGUUGGCGAUCCAGCCUGCAGAUGCCAUGAUGACGCUGUACGACCCCAAGCUGUGCUACAUCCUGGAUGGCUUCUUAGGUCUGUACGGCCUGGUAAUCACCGCCAUGUUCAUCAAGGAGAAGUUCUUUAAAACGAAGGGAGCGGCGGGUGGCGGCUACACGGGCACGAGAGGCCAGGGGGCCGAUGGUGACUUGCAGCUGAGAGGAGACCCGGAGAGAGGACGCAACCACUGGAUGAAGGAUAAUGCGACAUACACGGACUUGAAAAGAAGAACAGAAGAUGAGUAUCAAGAACUUCCUGUUAAAAGAGAACGAGCCCGAAAAAACAACCAGGUUUACCAGGGUCUUAGCCCAGCGACCAGAGACACCUACGAUGGCCUCCAGAAGCAGACGUUUCCGACCCGCUAGCCACACAUCGUGUUGAAUCAUCGGUCUUUUCCAUGUCUAAUCAAUCAAUCGUUACAGUUUCAUCCAUCCAUCCAUCAAUUUUCUUUACCGCUUCUCCUCACUAGGGUCGCGGGCUGCUGGAGCCUAUCCCAGCUAUCUUCGGGCAGGAGGUGGAGUCCACCCUGAACCGGUCGCCAGCCAAUUGCAGGGCACAUAGAAACAAACAACCAUUCGCACUCACAUUCACACCUAUGGGCAAUUUUAGAGUCUUCAAAUAAUGCAUGUUUUUGGGAUGUGGGGGAAAAACCGCAGUGCCCGAAGAAAACCCACGAAGACACGGAGAGAACAUGCAAACGCCACACAGGCGGGGCCGGGAUUUGAACCCCGGUCCUCAGAACUGUGAGGCAGAUGUCCUAACCAGUAGUCCACCGUACCACUGUUACAGUUUCAUAUCCACUGUUACAGUUUCAUAUAAUUAAAUAAUAGUGUAUCUGUAUAAUGUUAUUUUAUGUUAACGUAUAUUGUAGGCGGCAAUUGGGCUGCGAUUGGCCGGCGACCAAUUCAGGGUGUACCCCGCUUCCCGCCCAAAGAUAACUGGGAUUGGCUCCAGCACGCCCGCGACCCUAGUGAGGACAAGCGGUACAGGAAAUGGAUGGAUGGAUGUAUAUUGUAUAAUGAAAUUGUUACACACCAAAUCUAGUAGAUAGCGAUUGCUUUCUUUCUUCCAAUAUGUAUACGAAACAAAAGAGUUAAAUCGAUGUGUGUAAAUAAACAUAUUUCAUUUGGA